AUGUACCUCAUCUCCAGACUCGACAAGCGGCAGUCACAGAUGCCACCUCCAGACUCGCAGGAUGGCUCACAGACGGCCAAUGACAGUAGAAUGCCAAACUAUGUGUGGGCUGUUGUCGUCUUCUUCGUCCUAGUCGGUGUCGUCGCCUGUUUCUACGCUCAGAGAAACCAUCGAAGAAGAUAUCUGCUACACCAAGCCGCACUCGGACAAGGUCAUGGACCGGGUCUUCACUCGCAACGACCCGAUCGUACAUGGAUACUUGAUACAGCCGCUGUAGCCGCCGGAAUUCGUCGACCGGUGCGUGCUGCGCGACCCAAUCUCGGAAGACGAGGAAGCCAGGCUUCUAUUACCUCCUUACCGGUAUACAUGGAGAAUGCCGGUGCACACGAAGUCGUAUUGAUGCAACGUACUGCGCCAAAAGAGAUUGAAGCAGCAGACGAACGUGAUCGAGCAGUCGAUUCUCGACCAUCUUCCAUGGCGCAUUCUUCGCCUACGACGACGCUUCCCGUCGUUUCCAUCGUUCCACCUCCUGCGCCAUCGUCGAUAGUGCCGCAGUACCAACCACCUUCCUCACCACCGCCAUCAUCAGUAUCAACGCCUCCACCAGAUACUUCGUCCCAUCCUUCACCUCCAACCGAGUCGUCCUCGUCCCCGUUACCGGCAAGGGAAGAAGCGACUGUGACGUCGCAGUCGGUACCGGUUGCUGGUUCAUCUGCUCCUUCAGCUCAUCCACCAUUCAUCAAUCCCACCCCAUGA
Serendipita indica DSM 11827 is the source of this 756-nucleotide messenger RNA. NCBI's taxonomy places the organism in Eukaryota, Fungi, Basidiomycota, Agaricomycetes, Sebacinales, Serendipitaceae. The record is from the annotation of a GenBank genome assembly.